AUGGCCGGUUUUAUGAAUGUUGAAAAAGCAGCUGAACUGGGAAGGCUGUAUCACCUUGACAAGAUAUAUCAGCUCGGUGACUCAAUUUCUGAUACUGGAAACCUUGUUUUGGAGAGUCCCCAUGGCAGUGGUUUCUUGUUCACUAGACCCCCUUAUGGCGAGACAACGUUUGGAAAACCUACUGGUCGAUGUUCUAAUGGGCUCCUCAUGGUUGACUAUUUCGCAACAGCAUUUGGUCUUCCAUACCUCGAACCUUACAAGAAAGCUCAUGCAAACUUCAAACAUGGGGUAAACUUUGCUGUUGCUGGAGCUACUGCUCUAUCAGAAGAGGCAUUGAAAGCUAAAAACAUUACAAAUCCAGCAACCAAUAGUUCCCUUAGCGUGCAAUUGGAAUGGAUGGCUUCCCACUUCAACUCCACUUGUCACGCCAAAGAAGGAUGUUGGAACAAGCUCAGAAGUGCCCUUUUCUUUGUUGGUGAGAUUGGAGGCAAUGACUAUAACUAUGGCUUCGUUCAAAGAAAAACCUUGGACGAGUUAACUGGUUUAGUGCCAGAUGUUGUCCAAAGUAUUACAGAUGCUGUUCGGAGAGUCAUUGGUUUUGGGGCAAGACGAGUUAUUAUCCCUGGUAACUUCCCAAUUGGUUGUCUACCAAUUUAUCUCAGUAGCUUCCACACCAAUAACUCAGCAGCAUAUGAUGAAAAACACUGUCUCAAGGACUUAAACAACUUCGCUGAAAUUCACAAUGAAGUUCUAAAAGCAUCAAUCAACGUGUUGAAGAAAGAAUAUCCCUAUGUCGACAUUGUCUAUGGUGACUACUACAACGCCUACUUGUGGCUCCUGUCUCAUGCCAAGCGUCUACGAUUUGAUAGAAAUUCUUUACAAAAGGCUUGUUGUGGAAGUGGAUCAGGGCCAUACAAUUUUGAUCCUCGAAAGAUGUGUGGGGCGGAAGGAGUUUCUGCAUGUCCUAACCCUGAUAAAUACAUAAGCUGGGAUGGAAUUCAUUCAACACAACGAUCAUAUAAGUACAUUACAGGAUAUUUGUUGCGCUCCAUCUUGCCUCAAAUGAGGAUGUUUCAUCUUUGA
Coffea eugenioides is the source of this 1083-nucleotide messenger RNA. RefSeq names its product acetylajmalan esterase-like. The transcript has 5 exons. Lineage: Eukaryota; Viridiplantae; Streptophyta; Magnoliopsida; Gentianales; Rubiaceae. Gene Ontology annotation, molecular function: hydrolase activity, acting on ester bonds. The record is from RefSeq and is a predicted model, not a curated record. Bases 1 to 1083 code for a protein of 360 amino acids.